UGAUAUAAACAAAUGACAUCUUGGUUAUAACUAAUUUGUCAAGUAAACUCGUGUAUUUUUUAUGUAAUUAAAUAUUAUAAAUAUCUUGAAAUAAAACAAAACUAAAUAUAAUUAAUUAAUAUAUUAGUUAAUCAUGUCGUUUAUCAUUCGAGGAAAUAUCCUAAAAAAUACUUGUCAUUUUGGUCUUAAUAAAUUAACAAAUGCUCCAAAAAUAUACCAAAAUAUUGCAAUAAAGGCAUUACAAACAAGAUUUUACAGUGAUGAUAAUGAGAAAAAUAAACUUGAAACAAUUUAUACUGGCAAGUUAACAAAUAAUGUAAAACAUAUUAAAUUUUUUUCAUUGACAACAUCAACAGUGGGACUACUAUUGCAACCUUAUUUAUUACCAAAAAUAAUGGAAAGUGGUUCAACUGCAUCAACUGUUAUGGCUGCAGUGAUGUUUGGAUUUUUCACAAUUUGUACACCAAUGUUGUUGCAUGUGAUAACACGUAAAUACGUAACAGACAUAAAACAUGAUCCAAUCACCAACACGUAUACUGCAACAACUUACUCUAUUUUUAUUCGUCCAAAAGUGAUUGAAUUUACACCAGCUGAUGUUGAACAGUGUGGCUUGGGACAAAUGAUGACAACUUGUUUUGUCAAAGGAAAACCAAUUUUUAUUGAUGCUGAAAGCUUCACAGAUGUCAAAUAUUUUGCAAAUAUCAUGGGCUAUGAUAAACCAAUGAAUUUUGAAGCAAUUAUUAAAAAAACCCAAGAUGUAAAUCCACCAAAACCAAAAAUAAAUUAAAUCAUUAAAAUAAAUUAA
Messenger RNA from Aphidius gifuensis, 805 nucleotides. RefSeq names its product transmembrane protein 70 homolog, mitochondrial. Gene Ontology annotation, cellular component: mitochondrial membrane. NCBI's taxonomy places the organism in Eukaryota, Metazoa, Arthropoda, Insecta, Hymenoptera, Braconidae. Gene Ontology annotation, biological process: mitochondrial proton-transporting ATP synthase complex assembly. The transcript is spliced from 3 exons. The record is from RefSeq and is a predicted model, not a curated record. Bases 134 to 787 code for a protein of 217 amino acids.